Molecule: messenger RNA, 2437 nt
Organism: Anopheles gambiae (African malaria mosquito)
Lineage: Eukaryota; Metazoa; Arthropoda; Insecta; Diptera; Culicidae
Gene: Gr28b
Product: putative gustatory receptor 28b
Exons: 2
Coding region: 632-1963 (443 amino acids)
Biological process (GO): sensory perception of taste
Cellular component (GO): dendrite; neuronal cell body; axon
Source: RefSeq, a predicted model, not a curated record
UUGUUUGCUUGUCCCGUUCAGGCAAUAAAGCAAAAUUCAAACACAACUUUAUGUGCAUCAACCACGGCGACACACCUAUGCCGUUAUGGUCCUGUCAGCGAAUGUCCUUUCGAAGCGAUAGGAUCGACCGCCGCAGUUUAUUACAAGCGUUUCCACAAAUGUCUAACGGAUGACGUUACACCCGGUGGAAUACGCAUUAGGGAUAGCCUCACCCAUGUCGGUUGAGGCAAAAACGUGACGGAAAUAUGAAAUGUGUCUAUGUACCGUUGGAAAAAUGAAACAGAAAGUAAUCCCAUGUUACUCGGUGACUAAAUUGGCCACAUGGGUUGAGUUGUUGUCUGUGGUAUCAGUGUUCUAUUUGCUUUGGAGCAAACACACAUACACACAAAUAUACGGCGAAGCGAUAUUUAACGAUGCAAAUGUUAUUCUUGUUGAGGCUGUUCGUCACUUUGGACACUUUGCUCAUCACGACAGUUUUCACGACACGCUGGGAAACGUUCAUACAUGCUGGGGAAGCUAUCGAAGCGGGUCAUUAAACUAAACGAGCUCAAACUAGAGUCUCGUGCGAUGCAAUCAGCAGUUUAGUUUAGCAUCCGAUCCCAGCCGAGCUACACCUUGACCUCCUGCCGGAAUGCGGAAGUGUUUGCGAACUUUUCUCAACCCAAAGGACUUUUAUGCCGCCCAACGGCCCGUGCUGCGUGUUUCAUUUCUGGUCGGCAUGACGCCGUUCACUGUUGUGAAGGGACCGACCGAGUUGAUGUUGCUGCGCUGCACUCCCUUCGGCUACAUCAACUCGAGCGUGCACGUGAUCCUGUUCUGUAGCUGCUACGUGAACGCACUGCUGCAAGGAGACACGAUAACGCGGUUCUUCUUCCGCACCGACAUCAGCACGUUGGGCGAUGUGCUACAGUUCACCAUCGGUAUUACGGCGCUCUUCAUGACGUUCUUCUGCAGCAUCUUCCAGCGGAACAAGCUGAUCAAAUGCUUCCACGCACUGGCCAGCAUCGAUCGACGCUUCAAGGAGAUAGGCAUGGAGACGAACUACAAGAGUACGCUGCACUACAACCUGUUGGUGAUGCUAACUAAGGCGAUUAUCAGCACGCUCUAUCUAGUCGUGUGCCUGGCUGUGUUUAUUUCCUCCGAUACCUACCCGAGCGUGACCACCUGGAUGGCGUUCCUGCUGCCCUACUUCAUGAUGUCGAUGGUGAUCGUUUUGUUUCUGUGCUUCGUCAACCAAACCAAGCACCGUUUUCACCUGCUGAACAAGGUACUGAAGCAUCUCAAGCAAGCGGCAUUGGAGAAAAGAAUCUCGCCCCAACGGCGACCCAGCUACUGGCACGCGAUCAAAAUCCAACGGCCCCUGGGCAUCGCAUCCGUUUACUCCAACAACGACAAAUCGAUGCCGGAUGUGGUGUCAACGGUAGCCGAAAUCCAGGAUGCAUUGUGCGAAGCGUGCAGCUACGCCGAGGACUACUUCACGAUCCAAAUGCUGACCAUUGUGACGAUCGUGUUUCUUAUUAUCGUGUUCAACUCUUACUACGUGCUGGACGCACUGCUCGGAUCCACCUCCCUUGACUCACCAUUCUCCAAGGGACAGUUUGCGAUGUUUUUCCUCUGCCAGGCCAUGGUGUACGGCUUUGGAGUGUUCAACAUUGUUUACGGCAGUAGCUCGCUGGUGCAAGAGAACGACAACAUCGGAUCGAAUGUGCACAAGCUGCUUAAUGCGGCUGCCGGGGCGGACAGUGAGCUGGCGGGAAAAUUGAUGCACCUUUCCCUACAGAUGCUCCAUCGUAAAGUGCGAUUUUCCGCGUGCGGGCUGUUUAGCUUGGACUUUUCGCUCAUUUUUACGCUGGUGGGUGCAGCAACUACCUAUUUGGUGAUUUUGAUCCAGUACGAGCUGAGCAUGGACGAGAGUAAGCACGAAACCAUUGCAAGAGCUUUCCUUGGCAACGAAACUUGGUAAUACGGAAUGCACAUUCGGAAGUCGAAACUCCCAUUCGUCUGCAUACAUUCGCCAUUUACAGCACACACUACAAAGCGAGAGAUCAAUAAAAGCAUGGAUGCAACAGGCCCUGUUUGUGCUAAUUUACUGACGGUUUAUCGCGAUGCAAAUGACUGCGUUUAAAAAAGAUUGCAUAUAUUUACAUUUUAAUUCUAAAGUGGCAUCAGCAGCAUUUUAGUGACAUCGUGACAUCGAGUUGUUCGUACCGAUGUGGAUGUGUAAAACAAACAUUCGUAAACACAUUGUUUCAUAUGAAAGAUAAUUUAUGCUAUUGUUCUAGUCAUAAAGGUAGAUUUUUUACAUUGACUUGUUAUAUAGUACAAAGAUUAUGAUAAAUGAAAAAAUGUGCAAACUUUUACUUACUUUUGUUGUAUGUUGUGUUGUUAUGGGUUGAAAACUGUUCUUCCUCAUGUGACAUCACAGCACGGAUGGGUU